Molecule: messenger RNA, 2199 nt
Organism: Anneissia japonica
Lineage: Eukaryota; Metazoa; Echinodermata; Crinoidea; Comatulida; Comatulidae
Exons: 1
Coding region: 1-2199 (732 amino acids)
Biological process (GO): DNA integration
Molecular function (GO): nucleic acid binding
Source: RefSeq, a predicted model, not a curated record
AUGGCUGCUCCAUAUGUUUUAUUAGCUAGAUCCCUCCUUCAGGAGGUGUGUAGGAGAGGUGCGGAUUGGGACGAGCCGUUGACCGACAGUGAAAGGGCGACCUGGAACAAAUGGAUGGAACGGACAUCAAUAUUGUCACGGGUUAGUGUACCUAGGUGGAUGAAACUCGACUCAAAUACAGAUGCUCAACUGCAUAUAUUCUGCGAUGCGUCGGAGAAGGGUUACGCUGCUGUGGCCUAUCUGCGCGUUGAGAAUCAAGGUAAGAAACCUUCUGUAGAAUUUGUUCUUGGUAAAGCUAGGGUUACACCAAUUAAACUUGUCACUAUCCCUAGGUUAGAGCUAAUGGCUGCAGUAUUAGCUGCAACGCUCGAUAGCACCAUCAGAAGGGAAAUUGCCUUCUUAUUUAAGGAAACAGUCUAUUGGAGCGACUCCAUGAUAGUCCUAAGCUAUAUCAGAAAUGAAAGUCGUCGCUACAAAACCUUUGUAGCUAAUAGAGUAUCUAAGAUACUAAGCGUCUCUAAUAAACACCAAUGGAGGCACGUACCAAGUGAAGAAAACCCCGCUGACGAAGGUUCCAGGGGCACAUACGAAUUAGGUAAGUGGUUAACAGGCCCAGAAUUCUUGCCAAAAGACGAAUCAAACUGGCCCGUAUCCAGAUAUAUCGAAAAUGAUCAGGUAAGUCAUGACCCAGAAAUUAAAAAGUCGGUGGUAGUAAACCAGGUAACGAUAGGUGAUGGUCGUCUUAUGGCGGCGAGGUUAACAUCUAAGUACUCAUCUUGGUCGAAGCUUGUACGUGUCCUUGGGUGGAUCUUACGAUUUGUAAAAUCCCUCAGACUCAAGGUGAGACAUCAACCCGUAGUAACAAGCAACCUGCUUGUGUCAGAACUGCAAGAAAGUGAGACAAUGAUUAUUUCAUGGAGACAAAGGCAGUCGUUCCCGAACUGGAAAUCAGACGAGCGACUCAAGAAUCUGAAUCCAGUACUGAUAGGUCAAGUAAUUAGAGUAGGAGGUAGGCUUGAUCGUGCUAGAAUCGACUAUGAUGCCCAACACCCAAUUAUAUUGGCUAACGAUAGUCAAUUAGUCAAGUCACUAGUGAUGUAUUACCACUUGAAGGUUGGACAUAAUGGAUGGACAGCAACAUUGAACGCUCUCCGAGAAAGAUUUUGGAUCCUAAAAGGUAGAUCAGUGGUUAAAGGCAUCCUUAGAAACUGCGUUACUUGCAAAAGAAUGAAUGCAAGAAGGUGUGAACAGCAGAUGGCAUCUCUUCCUGUCGAACGCAUCACUGCAGAUAAACCACCUUUUACUUUCACCGGUGUUGAUUAUUUCGGUCCCCUAGACGUCCGACAAGGUCGUUCUACUGUCAAACGAUAUGGAUGUAUUUUCACUUGUCUUGUUUCAAGGGCUGUCCACCUUGAGGUUGCUGAUAGUCUAAGCACAGAUUCUUUUAUAAACGCUUACAGGCGAUUUGUGGCCAGGCGUGGCGAACCGUCAAAAAUGUUCAGUGAUAACGAAACUAACUUCGUUGCAGGUGAAAAAGAGCUUAGAAAAGCCUUGACUGAUAUGAACCAAAGUGUCGUAGAAGAAUUCCUUCAUACCAAGGGUGUUGAGUGGCACUUUAACCCACCUGCAGCUAGCCACUUUGGCGGCGUUUGGGAACGCCUAAUAAGAUCGGUAAGAAAAAUAUUGUGUAAUGUUCUUAAACAACAGGUGAUUAACAAUGAUGUACUACUAACGGUUUUAGCCGAAGCAGAAUCAAUAUUGAAUUCUAGACCACUCACAGACUUAUCACCAGAAGCUUAUGACGAUGAGCCAUUGACACCUAAUCACCUUCUCUUAAUGCGAAAGGGCCCUUUUGCUCCUGUAGGUAGAAUUGAAGCUUAUGGCAAAAGGCGUUGGCUCCAGGUACAGUAUUUAGCUUCGCUUUUUUGGACCCGCUGGAAGAGGGAAUAUUUUCCCCUUCUUCAGAAACGGCACAAAUGGACAACACCAAGACAAAACGUAGAGGUAAGUGACAUUGUUCUUUUAGUAAAUGAGACCCUUCCCAGAGGAAGAUGGCCGAUGGGAAAAGUCCUGUCUGUCUAUAGAAGCCAGGACGGAAGAGUACGCAGUGUCGAUGUCAAGGUAGCAAGAGGUGUUCUAAGACGUCCAAUCGCCAAGCUAUGUAUAAUAUACAGAGGAUCCAUUGCAAAGAAGCAGUAG